This is a messenger RNA of Eimeria maxima, 327 nucleotides long. RefSeq lists its product as hypothetical. Lineage: Eukaryota; Apicomplexa; Conoidasida; Eucoccidiorida; Eimeriidae. The record is from RefSeq and is a predicted model, not a curated record. The transcript is spliced from 6 exons. Bases 1 to 327 code for a protein of 108 amino acids.
AUGGUGCCAGAGGACAAGAGCAUAGACCACAACAGCCUCAAGGAUGGGGCGAAGACACCAUCGGAGGGUUUAAGGGGGGUGGAGGAACGAAUGAUGCGCAGCAAAACACUACAAGAAGGGUCUCUUGCAUGUGACGGAACCCGAAGGUUCCCGGCUGCGGGUAACCAGCCGCAGCAGCAGCAGCAGCAACAGCAGCAGCAGCAGCCCGCUGCUGCUGUCUCAAGACACCAGCAGCAGCAGCAGCAACAGCAGCAGCAGCAGCAACAGCAGCAGCAGCAGCAGCAACAGCAGCAGCAAAACUGGCUGCCUUUGUGUGAAGAACCCUAA